GCAGCAGGCGGUGUGGGCCGCGCUCGGCGCAGCCGCUGCCAUGCGGGAACGGAGGUCGGUACCGGCCGCUCCGGCCCGCUGUAAGCUGGUGCUGGUGGGCGACGUGCAGUGCGGCAAGACGGCCAUGCUGCAGGUGCUGGCUAAGGAUUGCUACCCCGAGACGUACGUGCCCACCGUGUUUGAGAACUACACGGCGUGUCUGGCCAGCGAGGAGCAGCGGGUGGAGCUGAGCCUCUGGGACACCUCCGGCUCCCCCUACUAUGACAACGUUCGACCCCUCUGCUACAGCGACUCGGAUGCUGUCCUGCUCUGCUUCGACAUCAGCCGACCCGAGACCCUCGACAGCGCCUCCAAGAAGUGGAAGACGGAGAUCCAGGACUACUGCCCCAACACGAGGGUGCUGCUCAUCGGCUGCAAGACAGAUCUCCGGACGGACCUGAGCACCCUCAUGGAGCUGUCCCACCAGAAGCAGGCCCCCAUCUCCUACGAGCAGGGCUGCGCCGCCGCCCGGCAGCUGGGAGCGGAGAGCUACUUGGAGUGUUCUGCCUUCACCUCGGAGAAGAGCGUCCACAGCAUCUUCCGGACCGUGUCCGGCAUCUGCCUCAGCAGAGCCCCCCUGCAGCCCCCCAAGAGCCCCCCACGCAGCCUUUCCAAGAGACUCCUGCACCUGCCCAGCCGCUCUGAGCUCAUCUCCUCUGCCUUCAAGAAGGAAAAGGCAAAAAGCUGCUCCGUCAUGUGAAGGGGGACACACGAAUGCCUCCCCCCUCCCACACGCACCACGAAGCCCCCAGCCCCCCUCUGAGGCCCCAGCGUGGGGUUGGGGAGUCGGAUAGGGCCCUGCAGCCCCCUCCCCAAGGAGGAUGGGGAGGUGCCUGCUGCCCUCCCGUCACGUACUUGACCCCCUGCCAGCCCCCAUCCUGGGGAGUAACCCCCAUGGAGCUGCUAUGGGUGGGGGUCUGGAGGAGGACCACGGGAGGGGGCUUGACAGCUGCUCCCCAACCCUGGGUGGGGCUCAUCUAUGGACUCAUCUUCUCCCUCCACCUCAUCCCUCAUCUGCUGCUUGACCCUGGAGGGGA
This is a messenger RNA of Dryobates pubescens (Downy woodpecker), 1076 nucleotides long. It is a transcript of the gene RND1, whose product is annotated as Rho family GTPase 1. The coding region runs from base 41 to 739 and encodes 232 amino acids. Gene Ontology annotation, molecular function: GTPase activity; GTP binding. The transcript is spliced from 5 exons. The record is from RefSeq and is a predicted model, not a curated record. Gene Ontology annotation, biological process: small GTPase-mediated signal transduction. Lineage: Eukaryota; Metazoa; Chordata; Aves; Piciformes; Picidae.